Messenger RNA from Merops nubicus (carmine bee-eater), 561 nucleotides. It is a transcript of the gene BID, whose product is annotated as BH3 interacting domain death agonist. The record is from RefSeq and is a predicted model, not a curated record. Lineage: Eukaryota; Metazoa; Chordata; Aves; Coraciiformes; Meropidae. Gene Ontology annotation, biological process: positive regulation of intrinsic apoptotic signaling pathway; apoptotic mitochondrial changes; positive regulation of extrinsic apoptotic signaling pathway. The annotation marks the transcript as partial. Gene Ontology annotation, cellular component: mitochondrion; cytosol; cytoplasm. The transcript is spliced from 3 exons.
AUGUUUAAGAUCAAUGGAUCUGUCCAGAUGGAGUGUGCUCUGCUGUACACCUUCCUGGAGGUAUCCUCUGACUGCAAGUUCAGAGAGCAGCUGCAUUCCCUGCAAAGCCAGGGCCUUGUGCCUUUCCCAAAAGGCAUCUGCUGUGAUGAUGAGGAGGUGGAGCUCCAGACCGAUGGCAAUCGAAGCGGCCACUUGCAGAACGGCGAGCCAGCAUUUGACCGUGAGGUAAAUGAAGAAGUUGUCCGGAUGAUUGCCGCUCAGCUCGCUGAGAUUGGAGACCAGUUUGAUAAAGAAAUCAAAGCAAAAGUAGUCAAUGAUCUAGUGCAGCACUUCCUGAACGAGAACCUGUCUGGAGAGCAGAUAACCCGGGUCCUGUCCCAGGCCGUGGAAGAGCUUGCAGAGGCCACCCCCUCAGACAUGGAACGGGAGAAGGCCGUGUUGGUGCUAGUGAUGCUCUUAACUAAAAAAAUUGCGAAUACGAUGCCUGCCCUUCUACAGCGCGUCUUCAGCGUCUCUCUGAACUUCCUCAGCCAGCAGCUCCACAACUACAUUGUCAGGCUG